Messenger RNA from Oppiella nova, 1254 nucleotides. The record is from the annotation of a GenBank genome assembly. Lineage: Eukaryota; Metazoa; Arthropoda; Arachnida; Sarcoptiformes; Oppiidae.
AUGUCGGCCAACGAGAUAUCAGUGGCCUAUCUGUUGAUCAGUGAGCACUUCGGCUCAAUCGUGGCGUCUGUGGCGCAGGUGUUGCUCCACAACGGGUCGACACCACUGCCACUGAUUGUCCAGUCGUGCAAAGAGUCCAAACACAACACGAAGAAGUCGUUAAUGAUAUUAAUUCAACACAAUUUCGUGACCUUCUCGACCAACCCGAAGGGGUUCGUGGAGUACGACAUGGAUGUGGAGGAAGUGUUAUGUCUGUUACGUUAUCCCAAAUAUAUUUAUGUCUCGAAAAUGCUUUUGGGAGACGAGUCGGAGUACAUGUGCGAAGAACUGCUCAGACAUGGGGUCAUGACUAUGAGUCAGACCAUACAGCAAGUGGUCAAUCGGUUGGCGCUGGCGUUGGGCCACAAGAACUGCGACCAUUUGGUCCAAAGCGUUCAUCAGGUGUUCACCAAAUUAGUGUCCAUGCAUUUCAUCCAAAGAGUCCACACUCUCAGUGAUAAUCAAACCACUGAUUAUACUGUCAUUAAGUCUUCCCUGCUAUGCCUGCUUCUGCACCUAGACUCACUACAACACCACUUUCUCCUUCUUGGCCACUUUUUCAGGCGCAAAAUGAGUUGCGAUUCAAAAGAUGUCAAACAAAAGGAUUUAAAUAUUUAUUGGAAAAUGAAUUUAAAGCGAUUUAAUCAGUACUUAAGAGAUCAGACAAUUGUCGAGACGAUUACCACUCAUUAUGACGACCCGACCGCCGGAGAGAUCGUCAGAAUUAUCCUCAGACUGUCUGAAGUGAAUACACAUUCAAUGCAAUCGACGACAUGUCCGCUCUCUAAGCAAGACAUCACUCGGGAAGCGCUCAAACAAAAAGUCUGUUCCGAUGGCUCACAAGUGGAGCAGUAUUUGCGGUGCUUUCAGGAGGACAUGAACUUCAGGUUUGUGGUGAAGAGUGAAGACCGAAACGAUGGCAUGUAUUCGGUGGACAUAAUGAGGACAUUAAACAAAUUGGUUGAGAACUGCUUGUCGUCUAUCGUUCAGAACCGCUAUUGCAGUAAAAGUUCGCGAAUUUUUCGGCUAUUAAUCGAUAAGAAGUAUUUACAGCAGAAACAGAUCGAAGACUUGGCAAUGAUUCCAUCAAAAGAGGCCAAACAACUCACUUAUAAUCUCUAUACAAACGGUUUGCUUAAAGUCCUUCAGUGCCCCAAGACGUCAGACUACGCGCCCUCCAGGACUUACUUCUUGUUUUCGGUGGACACCACUCAC